This is a messenger RNA of Triticum aestivum (bread wheat), 654 nucleotides long. Its product is annotated as dynein light chain LC6, flagellar outer arm-like. Lineage: Eukaryota; Viridiplantae; Streptophyta; Magnoliopsida; Poales; Poaceae. Gene Ontology annotation, biological process: microtubule-based process. The coding region runs from base 138 to 455 and encodes 105 amino acids. Gene Ontology annotation, cellular component: cytoplasmic dynein complex. The transcript is spliced from 2 exons. The record is from RefSeq and is a predicted model, not a curated record. Gene Ontology annotation, molecular function: dynein intermediate chain binding.
AGCCACCGACCUCCUCCUCACCUUCUUCCGUCCGUUCGCAGAGAUUCCUUCCCCCACUCGCUCAACGUCUCCUCCAUUUCCUCCAAGAAUCAAGGAAACGGCCAACCACCACGAACCAGCACUGCGGGAAGGGAAGAAUGCUGGAGGGCAAGGCGGUGGUGGAGGACACGGACAUGCCGGCGAGGAUGCAGGCCGCGGCGACGUCGGCCGCCUCCCGCGCGCUCGACCUCUUCGACGUCGACGACUGCCGCGCCAUCGCCGGCCACAUCAAGACGGAGUUCGACCGGCGGUACGGCGUGGGGUGGCAGUGCGUGGUGGGCGCCAGCUUCGGGUGCUUCUUCACCCACUCCAGCGGCACCUUCAUCUACUUCUCCCUCGAGCGCCUCACCUUCCUCCUCUUCAAGGCCGCCGCCGUCGCCGCCGCGGCCUCGUGUGAUACGUCGGGGAUAUCUUGAUCUGCUGCUGUCCAGCUUCAAUCCUGAAGAACCUCAUUCGUCGUCGUCGGCGACGAGGGAUUCGGCCUCCAGACGUGGAAGGGCAAGGGCUCGUUCAGAAUCAGAAUCAUAGUUCAUACCUGUAUGCUCUGCUGAACUCAAACAUGCCAGAUUUUGUACAUAGAUCAUGGAUGCUCACUAAAUUGCAGAAUGUUGCCAA